This is a messenger RNA of Uranotaenia lowii, 3367 nucleotides long. RefSeq lists its product as uncharacterized. Bases 462 to 884 code for a protein of 140 amino acids. NCBI's taxonomy places the organism in Eukaryota, Metazoa, Arthropoda, Insecta, Diptera, Culicidae. The transcript has a single exon. The record is from RefSeq and is a predicted model, not a curated record.
AAACGGCAACGAGUACGGAUCGCGAAAGCAAAAACGGAAACCAAACCGACGACCGCGGGCAGGCCUAAUUUUCAAAGCAACUUUUUCUCGCAAGUGAAAAGAUACCGACCAACUGGAUUCCGGUUUUCGAUUUUUUCUUCCAUCGAUAGCGAUCGCUCGGAUAUUGCAAAAGGUUAUUUUUUCCAUCCAAGUCGGAGUGUGUAGAGUGCAUAGCCGACUACGAUUGUCGUAAGAAAAAUUGUGUGACUGGCGGAAAAUUUUGCCGUACGCUGAGUAUCGAUUUUUCGAGUAUUGGUGUGUGCCGAGAAAAACAUCGUUGGAUACCUACGUGAAAAAACGCUCGUGGUUACGGUUUUGUUGAAGCCGAACAAGUUUGUGUACAUCGAAAAAAUCGAUAGCUUUAAUUGAAUUUUACUAAACGUUUAUCGGAGGAAAGUGAAGUAAAGAAACAUUCGAGAAAGAUGGCUUUCAUGAUGCCAGUGAUGAAGAAUGAGUUCGACAUAUACAAGGGUCGUCAGCGGCGUGUCUCUGAAUGUUCCAAUCAGAGUGCGUGCCGCUCCCGGAAAGUGUCAGAAAGUUCUAGAUCAGACUGUCCCAGUUUGUCGACGUCGCCUGGAAAUGAAUUUGCUGCUGGAUCGCCGGCUCGUCAUCGCAGCCACCCGAUGUAUAUGUCUCAUUUGGCGCGGCCACAAUAUUCCCGGACCUCGUCCCGCAAUUCACAGAGUUCGCUGAUUACAAGUCCGACGAAGGCCAGCACCGGAAGCAGUCCACCGAAGCCGGCUUCCUCCGGAAGUCAAAGCAGUUUGAACAAGUUCCACAUCCGAUUGGUCGACAAGUUGCGAAAAUCGUUGCGGAAGAGCAAGUCUUCCGACGGACGGUCAUGAGAAGGCACAUCGAAAACCAGUAGUCAACCUCCGGACCCCGAUACGGAUCUACAGGAUGACGAGGAGGAACAGGGCGACGAAGAUGGGGAUGGGGAGCUAGUGCUGUCGGACAGUGUGUUGCACAUCACUUCCAAACCACCGCUCCCGCACCGUGCCAGCGUUCCGCACCGGCACAGUGGGAGGGCUCGAACCAGGCGUGGCACUCUCAGCGCCCCGAGGUAACUUUUUGGCCCUUCGGGAUGUCAGUCGAGUGGCGGCACACAGUCAUUCACAGUGUACGGCAGCGGUGUAGAUCUUAUCGGGUAUUGUUAACUCUGUAAGUUUUAUCUAAAUGACCAAUAACCAUCAGCAAAACCAUCAUCCAGGAAAAACGGGUGCCAUUUAACAACAACAACUAUGUAUUAAUAAACUUUGAACGGAAAUGGUGGGAGCGAAACCGGUGGAUAUACGUUUUGUUUACCCCAUUGAGAGGAUGCACAAUGUUUCAUUUUGGAAUUGUCUGGUUUCGUCAAAUAUAAGUUUUUUUUUUUCGAUAACUGAAUGUAGCUUAGGAAGCAGCAGUUAGGGAAGUUUGUUAACUUAGGUUCUAGCUCAUGCAAAAUUACAACGAAUAACCGGUCAAUAAUCAUAAGAAAAAUUUUACUUUCCGUUAAGUAGAAAAUUAUUUGUGGAGCCAAACACACACUGGAGAAAUGUACAUUCAUAUCUGUAGAUAGAAAUAUCCAUCACUGAUUCGCUUAGUUGCUCAAAUCUAACCGAUACAUCGCGCUUAUAGUUGUAUUUUAUGUUGCGAUUGGCAAUAUUGAAUGCAGGAAAGUUGGCAGAAAUAAAAACUGGUAGCUUACGUAACCGCUUCUGCUGGGUCACAAACCGAAAUCCGGUUUGGACUGUGCCGAAUCACGCUGCAUAGUGGACGAAAAUUCUAAAAACCACAGUGAAAAACGCAAAACACAACGGGAUAUACAAUACUUAAAUUGAUCUAAUCCAAAUCUGUGAUAUGUGCUAAAUAUACAUAGAUUUAAAUUAGAUGUUCAGAAGGCAAAUUGGAAACAAAGGGUACACUAUAUAUACAAUUCUACUCAAUCGACCUGAUUUAAAAGGGAUUUGAUAUUAAAAACCGUACACCAAUAUCGAAUAAACGGAAAAAUGUCUUAUUACAAAUCAGAAAAAAAUAAUCAACCUUAUGAGAGAUCUGGAAACGUCCUGUGCUGUGUAUUGAUGUUUUGUGUGUGUCUCAUUGAACGAAACUCAUUGGCAGAAACGCGGUUUUGAACUGGCGAAAGACAAUAGAUCGAAACGAUGAGCAAAACACCAUCUCUAUAUUCAUACUUAUAUUGGCUAAGCGCGUUUGUUUAACUGUGAUUGAAAUGAAGCUGAAAAAUAAAUAAAUCAGAGACCAAACCAUUGCAACGCAUUUGGAUUUGCAUUCAAACUUCAAAUUAUGGAGGAAAGUCUAAGAAACAUAAUCACACAAUAGUUUAAAGAUGGAUAUUAUUACCGUAUCUAAAAUUCCGUUUCAACACACGCUUGAGAAAAAUAUUUACUUACAAAAAUGAUAUUCUAUUGGAAAAACGCAGUGUUGCACCAACUUUUGCAAUCUGGAUGUUAAGCUUUGCUCUUUCUUCUACUGAGCUAAAUAAAAUUACCCCUCUCGGUCGACAUUGAUCAGAAUCUACAUUAUCAUGUUAAAAAAAUUAAUAUAAGCUAGAAAGAAAAAAAACCGUUGAGAUUGAGCUUUAUUUCGAUUGAUUGAAGACUGCUGCUUAGAAUGUUAGGUCACCCGUUUUAGUUAACUAUUACAUCAUCAUGUACAGCUGUAAGACUAUUCAAAAGAGUUACUAUACAUUUUGUAAUCUGUAAGAUCAUUUACGCAUAGUCGCUAUUGUAAUUAUUGUCAUUGUAUACAAAUGUACAAUGUAUGUUUCUUGUCCCACAUUUGGGUAACCUUUUUUUUUUGGUUUCAAAUAUUAUGAAAACAAAAUUGUUUAUGUGUCUUCUAUUGGUCAGCUUACACUGUUUUCGAGUGAUAGCAGUUGAUUGUAAUUUUUUAGAAAAUUCCUAUCUCCGCGCCAUUCGGUUUUUGCAAAGCUUCCCCCGGAAAGAGAAACAUUCCAUUCAGUUGACUCUAAAACAUUAGAAUUUUUAUUUUUGGUGAAAAACUACUUACCAACACUUUUAUUGGAAACUGUUUAAAUCUGUUGAUCGGAGAGAGAACGUUUCAAAACAAAAAAAAAAAAAAAUAUUUUGAAGAUCAGUUAUAACUUGUUUAAAAAACAACAACAACAAAUGCGGGCACGAUUGUGUAUGUAUUGUUUAGGCGAUCGGAUAGGAAAACAAUAUUGUUUCUUGUUUUUAUUAGUCGGUAAGCAGAAUAUUUUAUAUACAAUAUCUAUUAUAAAAAUAACAAAUAAUAACACCCAUGAAAAAACCUUAAACAAUAUCAAUACUAAUAAAUAUCAAUAAACGAUUAUUAAGUCAUAUCA